This is a messenger RNA of Lathyrus sativus (Indian pea), 1215 nucleotides long. NCBI's taxonomy places the organism in Eukaryota, Viridiplantae, Streptophyta, Magnoliopsida, Fabales, Fabaceae. The record is from the annotation of a GenBank genome assembly.
AUGGCUUCAUCACUCUUUCAAGUUCAACACACGUCGUCAUCAACCUUGCCUUUCACUUCUUCUUCCUCCUCUCUCUUCACCGGCGAAUCUCAUCCCUCCACCGUUCGAACAUUAGGUUUUCUUGACCUUCCCCGCACUCGAACCGUCGCGUACAAUAGCGUGAAAUGUGAUAUGUCUGAAGCUUCGAAUUUAGUUAACGGGAAACCGAUUGUUCCGGUUCUACCCAAGUUCAUGGAAUCUGCAAAAACUGAGAAAACCGUUAAUAGAAACGGUAGCAAGUUGAAACUGUUCUCCGGUACCGCUAAUCCUGCACUCUCUCAGGAAAUUGCUCGGUAUAUGGGUUUGGAGCUUGGAAAAGUUUCAAUAAAGCGAUUUGCAGAUGGUGAAAUCUAUGUCCAGUUACAAGAGAGUGUUAGAGGUUGCAAUGUAUAUCUUAUACAACCAACAUGCCCUCCUGCAAAUGAGAAUUUCAUGGAGCUUCAGAUAAUGAUCGAUGCUUGUCGACGAGCUUCCGCCAAAAACAUCACUGCUGUCAUUCCAUAUUUUGGAUAUGCUAGAGCUGAUAGAAAGACUCAAGGGCGUGAAUCAAUUGCAGCUAAACUUGUUGCAAACCUUAUUACCAAAGCUGGGGCGGAUCGUGUCCUUGCUUGUGAUCUUCAUUCAGGGCAGUCCAUGGGUUACUUUGAUAUUCCCGUGGAUCAUGUGCAUUGUCAGCCCGUGAUCCUGGAUUAUCUUGCUAGUAAGACAAUAAGUUCAAACGACUUGGUGGUUGUUUCCCCUGAUGUUGGUGGUGUUGCAAGAGCACGUGCUUUUGCUAAGAAGUUAUCUGAUGCACCUUUGGCUAUUGUAGACAAAAGGCGUCAUGGACACAAUGUAGCUGAGGUGAUGAAUCUGAUUGGUGAUGUAAAAGGAAAAGUUGCUGUAAUGGUGGAUGAUAUGAUUGACACUGCUGGAACCAUUGCCAAGGGUGCAGCACUAUUACAUGAAGAGGGAGCUAGGGAAGUUUAUGCUUGUUGUACUCAUGGUGUAUUCAGCCCUCCUGCAAUUGAGAGGCUAUCAAGUGGCUUAUUUCAAGAGGUGAUAAUUACCAACACAAUUCCAGUUUCAGAGAAGAACUAUUUCCCUCAGUUAACUAUUCUUACCGUAGCAAACCUGUUGGGUGAAACUAUUUGGCGUAUUCAUGAUGAUAGUUCUGUCAGUAGUAUUUUUCAGUGA